Molecule: messenger RNA, 895 nt
Organism: Antechinus flavipes (yellow-footed antechinus)
Lineage: Eukaryota; Metazoa; Chordata; Mammalia; Dasyuromorphia; Dasyuridae
Product: cell division control protein 42 homolog
Exons: 1
Coding region: 210-797 (195 amino acids)
Biological process (GO): modification of synaptic structure; small GTPase-mediated signal transduction
Cellular component (GO): dendritic spine
Molecular function (GO): GTPase activity; GTP binding
Source: RefSeq, a predicted model, not a curated record
GCGCCCCCGAGCCCAGAGCCGAGGAGAGCUCAACGCCCGAGCCGCUGCCGACGCCCGCCCCCGGCAGGGACCCGAGGUUGCCCGCAGCUGAAGCCCGAAAGCGUCCAUUGCGCGGAUCUGCCCCAGACGCGCCGAAGCGGGAGCGGCCGAGCGAGCGGAGCCGGGGUCCGGCCCCCCCGCGGCGCAGCCCGGCCGGCGGCCGGCGCGCCAUGACCCCGCUGCUGCAGACCAUCAAGUGCGUGGUGGUGGGCGACGGCUCGGUGGGCAAGACGUGCCUGCUCAUCUCCUACACCACCAACAAGUUCCCGUCCGAGUACAUGCCCACGGUGUUCGACAACUACGCCGUCACCGUCAUGAUCGGCUCGGAGCCGCACACGCUGGGCCUCUUCGACACGGCGGGCCAGGAGGACUACGACCGCCUGCGGCCCCUCAGCUACCCGCAGACCGACGUCUUCCUGGUCUGCUUCUCCGUGGUCCGGCCGAGCUCCUUCGAGAACGUGAAGCACAAGUGGGUGCCCGAGAUCACCCACCACUGCCCCAAGGCCCCCUUCCUGCUGGUCGGGACGCAGAUCGACCUGCGGGACGAGCCCUUCACGCUGGCCAAGCUGGCCAAGAACAAGCAGAAGCCCGUCACGCCCGAGAUGGCCGAGAAGCUGACCCGAGACCUCAACGCCGUGAGAUACGUGGAGUGCUCGGCGCUCACCCAGAAGGGCCUCAAGAACGUGUUUGACGAGGCCAUUCUGGCCGCCCUGGAGCCCCCGGAGCCCAGGAAGAGCCACCGGUGUGUGCUGCUGUGAGCGCCCGCGCCCGCCCGGCCCGGCCCGGCCCGGCCGCCCCGCUCGACGCGUGUGAACGCGAACCAAAGAAUUAUUAAAAGUUGCUUCUUUUGCACUGA